UCAGUGUACACUGGGGUUUCGAUAGGGAGGGUCGUGAAAAUGACCGGAGUGGACGAAAUACUAAAUUAUCAGAAAAACCCUGAAGACGACUUCUAUGGAUUGCUGGGUUGCGAUGAAAACUCCAGUGUUGAACAAAUAACUGCAGAAUAUAAAAUCCUGGCACUGCAGUGCCAUCCCGAUAAGAAUGAUGGAGACAAAGAAGCAGAAGCAAAGUUUCAAAAACUAAAGGAGGCAAAGGAAACUCUGUGUGAUCCAUCUAAGAGAGCUCUUUAUGAUAAGUGGAGGCAGAGCGGAAUCUCCAUGGGCUACAAACAGUGGCUCGGCAUGAAGGAUCACAUCCAGCAAUCUAUGCACUGGUCCAAACCCAACACUAAAGAUCGCAUGUUGGAAGACGAGUCCGGGCGCUCUUCUGGGCCUUCCAGCCUCGGCCCAACAAAUCCGGCUGCUCGCAGGGCUUCUGAGGGUGGUGCCGCUCUCUGGGGCCGCUGGGGUGGAGGCAACCAAGAGCCUCCAUCUGAAGUUAUCUCCAAAUUCCGCAACUAUGAGAUCUAAUCUCAUGCUGCGUUAUUUUUAUUUGUGAACAUGUUUAGUUAACGCAAGAGAUUAUUUGUGCCCUAAUCUCUUAGUGAAAAUUUUGUUGAAAUUUUAUUUUAGUUUAUGGUUGUCAAUCCCUUGCCAUUAUUAUUAGAGUAUUUUGAAUUUCAAUGUAUGUAUAAUUAGGUUAAUGAUUAGAUGGUAAAAUAAAUAUUUAAUGGGCACAAUAUUCAUCAUGUCAGCUCAUGGAACAACAUGCUCGAAUGUCACUCGAUAUUUAAAUGUUCAGUGUUUAAUGUUCUUAAAUUCUCAGUGUUUACUUAUCGGUGUUAGAACCCCAGGCUUAGAAGUAGGUAUUCUAGUAUGUAAAACACGUAGCCUACCCUUAGCUUUAAGCUACGCACAUUCCUAAAACAUAUGAGUCUGAUUAUUACAUUUCUGCUGCUGUACAAUCGAUAUGUAAAGUUUACAAGAAUCUCUAUUAUAUUUUGAAGAGUUAUAUUUUUGAUCCUCUUUAAAUACUAUUUAUCUUGCUAUAAGUAUUCAUAACCCUUUGUUUGGAAGGCGAAGAACUUGAAAUGUUGUGACUUAAGUACAGGGUAUUGAUGAGAGACGGAUAGAUUAUGUUGACGAUUUUUUUUUUUAUGUAACCUUGACAAAUCUACAACUGAUAUUAAAGUGCAUAUUGAUUUGAAUCUUCUCCAAUAAAUGUUUAGAUAAAUGUGAGCCCCAGGUUGCUAGAUAUAAGGAUUUAGAGUAUUAAUAUGUGUUAAAUGUUUUCAUCAGUAUUUACUCUUUAUUGGAUGUUUUGAAAUGUUUAAACGUUACAUUACUAGUGUAGUAGAUUUUAAAUCUGAUGUUUUUAUGUCUAUAUGAAUCUCUAAAUAAAUACAUUUUAUUUUUGACGUAAUAUCUAAAUGGAACAAUAAAAUUUACUUCAAGUA
Messenger RNA from Pararge aegeria (speckled wood butterfly), 1478 nucleotides. It is a transcript of the gene jdp, whose product is annotated as J domain-containing protein. Gene Ontology annotation, cellular component: cytoplasm. Lineage: Eukaryota; Metazoa; Arthropoda; Insecta; Lepidoptera; Nymphalidae. The record is from RefSeq and is a predicted model, not a curated record. The coding region runs from base 40 to 552 and encodes 170 amino acids. The transcript is spliced from 3 exons.